CCUGCUCCCCCGCCCUGGGCCCUGGGGAAACCCCCGCUGAGAAGAGCCCGCCCCCAGAAGCGCGCCGCCGCCGCCGGCCGUCGGGGCCGAGCCGCAGCCGAGCGGCCGUGGGCCCGGGCGGCGGGCGGAGACGCUGGCGCCCUCCCCGCUACGGCCCGCGUGAGGUGAAUUGCUGGAGGCUAUCCACUCUCCUUUCUCCAAUGUCUCUUCAGAUUAUGCUUGAUAAGUGCAGUUCUUUAUACUUCACCAGGAUGGAUGAGGCAAUACAUCUGAGUUAGAGAUCAGGUUAGACUUGUUACUUAUAUGUGACACCAUUCCAGCACUGAACUCAUGGAGGCUGAACAUUUAUUCAGGAGUCCAUAGAGGCUACUGUAUUCUAUUGAAGAAGAUGUCUAACAGCAACACUACUCAAGAGACCCUGGAAAUAAUGAAAGAAUCGGAAAAAAAGCUGGUGGAAGAAUCUGUAAACAAAAACAAGUUUAUAUCUAAGACUCCAAGCAAAGAAGAAAUUGAGAAAGAGAGUGAGGAUACCAGUUUGCGUCAGGAGACACAGAGGCGGACAUCCAACCAUGGUCAUGCCAGGAAAAGAGCCAAGUCUAAUUCCAAGCUGAAAUUGGUGCGCAGCCUUGCAGUGUGUGAGGAAUCCUCUGCUCCAUUUGUUGACGGGCCACUAGAAACCCAGGAUAUAAUUCAAUUGCACAUCAGCUGCCCCUCUGACAAGGAGGAAGAAAAGUCCACAAAGGAUGUCUCUGAAAAGGAAGACAAGGACAAAAACAAAGAAAAGGUCCCAAGGAGGAUGCUGUCUAGAGACUCCAGCCAAGAAUAUACGGACUCCACUGGAAUAGACCUACAUGAAUUUCUUGUAAAUACACUGAAAAAGAACCCAAGGGACAGAAUGAUGCUGCUAAAAUUAGAACAGGAGAUUCUGGACUUUAUUAAUGACAACAACAACCAGUUCAAGAAGUUCCCUCAGAUGACCUCAUAUCACCGGAUGCUAUUACACCGGGUAGCUGCCUAUUUUGGGAUGGACCACAAUGUAGAUCAAACUGGAAAAGCUGUCAUCAUCAACAAAACCAGUAACACAAGAAUCCCUGAACAGAGAUUCUCAGAACAUAUAAAGGAUGAGAAGAAUACAGAAUUUCAACAGAGAUUCAUUCUUAAGAGAGAUGAUGCCAGUAUGGACCGAGAUGAUAACCAGAUCAGAGUUCCAUUGCAGGAUGGAAGGAGGAGCAAGUCAAUAGAAGAGAGAGAGGAGGAAUAUCAAAGGGUCCGAGAGAGAAUAUUUGCCCGAGAGACUGGCCAGAACGGAUAUCUAAAUGACAUCAGACUCUCCAAAGAAGCCUUUUCUUCUAGCUCUCACAAGAGAAGGCAGAUUUUUAGGGGGAACCGUGAGGGGCUGAGCCGCACCUCAAGCAGCCGCCAGAGCAGCACAGACAGCGAACUCAAAUCCCUGGAGCCGCGGCCUUGGAGCAGCACAGACUCCGAUGGCUCUGUCCGGAGCAUGCGGCCCCCUGUCACCAAAGCCAGCAGCUUCAGUGGAAUCUCCAUCCUCACCCGGGGUGACAGCAUCGGGAGCAGCAAAGGUGGCAGUGCAGGAAGGAUCUCCAGGCCAGGUAUGGUGCUAGGUGCCCCAGAAGUGUGCAACCAGGUCACCUCAUCCCAGUCUGUCCGGGGCCUUCUCCCUUGUACUGCCCAACAACAGCAGCAGCAGCAGCAACUUCCUGCUCUCCCACCCACGCCUCAACAACAGCCACCCUUGAAUAAUCACAUGAUUUCACAGGGCUCCAGAAGCUAUGACUGGAGAGCUGAUGAGCCAGUCCCGGCUCUGCAGCCCUCUCCGCAGCCUGUUCAGUUCUCUCCAGGCUCCUGUCCCCAAGUCCUUCUGCCAGUCUCUCCGCCCCAGCAGUACAACAUGGCAGAUGAUCUCAGCAACCCCUUUGGACAAAUGAGCCUUAGUCGCCAAGGUUCUACUGAAGCAGCUGACCCAUCCUCAGCUCUGUUCCAGCCCCCACUUAUCUCCCAGCACCCUCAGCAGACUAGCUUCAUCAUGGCUUCUACAGGGCAGCCCCUCCCUACUUCCAACUAUUCCACCUCUAGCCAUGCACCACCUACUCAGCAAGUCCUGCCACCCCAGGGCUACAUGCAGCCCCCUCAACAGAUCCAGGUGUCUUACUAUUCCCCUGGACAGUACCCCAACUCCAACCAGCAAUACCGACCUCUGUCUCACCCAGUGGCGUACAGCCCCCAGCGUGGUCAGCAGCUGCCUCAGCCAUCCCAGCAGCCUGGUUUACAGCCCAUGAUGCCUAACCAGCAGCAAGCGGCUUACCAAGGCAUGAUUGGGGUCCAGCAGCCACAGAACCAGGGCCUGCUCAGCAACCAGAGGAGCGGCAUGGGGGGCCAGAUGCAAGGCCUGGUGGUUCAGUACACUCCACUGCCUUCUUACCAAGUCCCAGUGGGUAAUGACUCACAAAAUGUGGUCCAGCCGCCUUUCCAGCAACCCAUGCUGGUCCCUGCAAGCCAAUCUGUGCAGGGGGCCCUCCCAGCAGGGGGUGUUCCAGUGUAUUACAGCAUGAUCCCGCCAGCUCAGCAGAACGGUACAAGCCCUUCUGUGGGGUUUCUGCAGCCUCCUGGCUCUGAGCAGUACCAGAUGCCUCAGUCUCCCUCUCCCUGCAGUCCACCACAGAUGCCACAGCAGUACUCAGCUGUGACUUCAUCAGGAGGAAAGACCAAAGUCCUGGCUGGCUGGUGUUUUCCAGAGGUGUUGAAAUUGACCCCCUCAAGAGGAGUGUCACCUUCUGGACCAGGUGUGGUGGUCAUGCAGCUAAAUGUCCCUAAUGGACCCCAGCCUCCCCAGAACCCAUCCAUGGUCCAGUGGAGUCACUGUAAAUAUUACAGCAUGGACCAGCGGGGUCAGAAACCUGGAGACCUGUACAGUCCUGAGAGCAGCCCCCAGGCCAACACACAGAUGAGCAGCAGCCCUGUCACAUCUCCUACUCAGUCUCCAGCACCCUCUCCUGUCACCAGCCUCAGCAACGUCUGCACAGGACUCAGUCCCCUUCCUGUCCUCACACAGUUCCCCCGGCCUGGAGGUCCCGCACAGGGUGAUGGUCGCUAUUCCCUCUUGGGCCAGCCGUUACAGUACAAUCUGUCCAUCUGCCCUCCCCUGCUUCAUGGCCAGUCAGCUUACUCGGUGCACCAGGGACAGAGCGGAUUGAAGCAUGGAAACCGGAGCAAGAGACAAGCACUCAAAUCUGCCUCCACUGACCUGGGGACAACAGACGUUGUUCUGGGACGGGUACUGGAGGUGACAGAUCUCCCGGAGGGCAUCACCCGUACCGAGGCAGACAAACUCUUCACUCAACUUGCCAUGUCCGGCGCCAAGAUCCAGUGGCUCAAGGAUGCUCAGGGGCUGCCUGGUGGGGGUGGGGGGGACAACGGUGGGACUGCUGAGAACGGCCGCCACUCGGACCUUGCUGCCUUGUACACCAUUGUGGCUGUGUUCCCCAGCUCCCUGGCUGCUCAGAAUGCCUCCCUUCGCCUCAACAACUCUGUGAGUCGCUUCAAACUUCGAAUGGCCAAAAAGAACUAUGACCUGAGGAUCCUGGAGCGAGCCAGCUCCCAAUAAAUGGAGAAGAGAAGGGACCAGCAUGGCAGGGGUGGGGGCAGGGUGGAGGGGGUCAAGAGGUCCUGUCAGACCACAGACAGAGGCAGAAAGUAAGAUAAGGUCUACAGACAGACACUAAACUGGAGCCUAAGACAGUGGGAUGAAGAUGGAAACAGAGACAAACACUCACACUGGCACUGGACUUUCUCACUCCCCUGCCAAGGCUCCCUCCGGUUCCCUGGUUGGCCCAUGUCUGCUUCCCUCUCUUUCCCAUCCUCUUCUAUCAUUUUUUAUCUCUUCUCUCACCAUGAAAUUAAUUCAUAUUUUUUGGUCAGGUAGAAUUGGGAGGGUCCCACACUCCCCUGUUCUCCUAUUUCCUUACCAUCCCAAGCUCCCUUUUCUUUUUUGGUCUUUAUGAAUAUAUUUAUAUGGACAGAAUUAAGAAAAACAAAAUUGAUUUCCCCUUUCUCUCACCCCAUCUUGUCUCUCCAAACCCCACAGAGUUUAAACUUGGGCCUCCUUCCACCCGCCCCGCCCCCAGAACACUUGUAUAUUGUUUGUUUGAGGUUUGUGCCGCAGUAACAGACACAGUAUUUAAUUGCACAUACAGAUGUUUGCUGGGUAUAUUCACUGUAAAUUUUAUUUAAUCUGAUUUUUUGUUUGUUGGGGGUUCUUUGGGGGGAGGUUGAUUUUGUUUUUAAAUAUAAAAAAAAAAAAUCUGUCACUGGA
This is a messenger RNA of Bubalus bubalis (water buffalo), 4333 nucleotides long. It is a transcript of the gene R3HDM2, whose product is annotated as R3H domain containing 2. Gene Ontology annotation, molecular function: nucleic acid binding. Bases 389 to 3625 code for a protein of 1078 amino acids. The transcript is spliced from 29 exons. NCBI's taxonomy places the organism in Eukaryota, Metazoa, Chordata, Mammalia, Artiodactyla, Bovidae. The record is from RefSeq and is a predicted model, not a curated record.